GGGCUCACUUAACGGGCGCAGGUGCGUCGGAUUUGCGGCGAUGUGGCGCAGCUGAGCCCCUUCUUUCCCAGGACUGGACUCUGCGGCGCAUCUUAUGCUAAGCAGAAACUCUUCCGCGGACGGAAGCUUUAAUUUGCGCACGGGACAGGAUGUGUUCUGCAAUAAGAUCCUGUUCGGAACUCAGCCUCCUGGUGAGGAUUCGAACAUAGGAGCAACACGGAACUCGGACACGCGUUUGACCGCGCUGUCAUUGUCCCUGUCCACCAACAGUCCCAGCAGCUGAGCCGGAGACAGCUGUCCGCUCCACCACUCUCUGUUUGCGCACAGGACGGCUUGAGAUGAGGACCACAUCCCGGCUGCGCUCCGAGUGAAGAGGCGAGCCGGGCGGCUGUUUCAUUCAGGGGAGGGGAGGCUUCUCAAGGACGCGCACGCCAGAAACCCCCAAAAAGUGGCCGCCAGCUGAGCCGUUUAAAGCUGAGAAGGAUGGAGCGGGACGCCCAGGACACCGUGAGCCCGUCCAAAAAGACCAUCAUCGCCAAGAUCUUUAAAGUUCGCAAGAGGAGGGAGAUGAUGUUCGUGCAAGUGUGCUUCAUCUGCAGUGUCCUCUUCGUGGCGUGGAGCAUGUCGGCGCUCCUAACUAAGACAGGACAUGGGAUGAUUGUGGAGGGGCAUCCAGACCUUGAACACUGGGGGAGAAGGCUAAUGGCCUCAGUAUUAGAAAAUGAGACGGAGCCAAAGAACUGCUCAGAGCCAGCAAUCCACGAGUUUCCAGAUGACCUUUUUACCAACAAUGAACGAAAGAGUGGAGCCGUCCUGCUGCACAUUGUGGCGACUCUCUACAUGUUCCUGGCCCUCGCCAUAACCUGCGACGAAUACUUUGUGACUUCGCUGGAGAAGAUCUGCGAGAAACUGGAUCUCAGUGAAGAUGUUGCAGGAGCCACCUUCAUGGCAGCUGGCAGUUCUGCACCAGAGCUCUUUGCGUCGGUCAUCGGUGUCUUCAUCACCCACGGUGACGUGGGAGUGGGGACCAUUGUCGGCUCAGCAGUCUUCAACAUCUUAUGCAUCAUUGGUGUCUGUGGAAUCUUUGCUGGACAGGUGGUGGUGCUAACCUGGUGGGCUGUUUUCAGGGACUCCUUCUACUACAUCCUGUCCGUCGUGGCUUUGAUUGCAUUUAUCUACGAUGACAAGAUUGUUUGGUGGGAGAGUUUAAUACUGGUCGUCAUGUACGCCGGAUACAUCCUCAUCAUGAAAUUCAACUCCAGCAUGCAGCAGUUCUUCAUGGGGAAGCCAAAGAAAAAUGUGGCCAACGGUAACGCUGCGACCAGCAGUGAAAUGGAGGACGGUAAUGAUUGUUUUGACUAUGUUGAGGAUGAUGACCCGUCAUCACCUUUACUCUCAGCAGUCAAGCCCAGCAAGCAGUACAGCUGUGGCUCUGUGGUGAUGGUGGAUGAGAUGAUGAAUGCCAGCCCUUCAAAGUUCAGGUUUCCAGAAGCAGGUCUCAGAGUCAUGGUCACCAGCCACUUUGGACCGAAAACCCGUCUGCGCAUGGCCAGUCGGCUCAUCAUCACGGAGCGCCAGAAGUUGGUGCAAGCAUCCAAUGGUGUGGAGACACAAGUGACUGAUGGAAAGAUUGAAAUAGAGAACGGGAACGUGCCAGAGGACAAACCCACCGAGGCAGAGCAAAGUGAAUCCAUCUCUCCGUUUCACAUCCCAAGUGGAAUUGGCAGCAAGGUGAAGUGGUUGAUCUCAUGGCCCCUGCUCCUUCUGCUCUACUUCACUGUCCCAAACUGUGCCAAGCCUCGCUGGGAGAAAUACUUCAUGGUCUCCUUCCUCCUCUCUACGGUCUGGAUUGCGGUUUUCUCCUACCUAAUGGUCUGGAUGGUCACUAUAAUUGGCUACACUCUGGGAAUCCCAGAUGUCAUCAUGGGCAUCACGUUUCUGGCAGCGGGCACAAGCGUUCCAGACUGCAUAGCCAGUCUCAUUGUGGCUCGGCAAGGUCUGGGCGACAUGGCGGUGUCAAAUACAAUUGGCAGUAACGUGUUUGACAUUUUAGUUGGACUUGGGGUUCCCUGGGCGAUGCAGACCAUGUGCGUCGACUAUGGAUCGGAGGUGAUGAUCAACAGUCGGGGCUUGGUGUACUCUGUGGUGCUCCUGCUGGGCUCUGUGGCACUCACGGUGCUGGGGAUCCAUCUGAACAAGUGGCAGCUGGAUUUCAAACUGGGGGUGUACGUCCUCGCCCUGUACGCAGUCUUUCUCUGCUUCUCCAUCAUGAUAGAGUACAACGUCUUCACGUUCGUCAACCUGCCCAUGUGCAUGGAGGAGUAGAGCACAGCAGCAUGCCUCGAAUACCAAAACUUCAACGGCCCCGAAAAACGAACGCCCAUCUUUUUUUUUUUUUUUUUUUUUUCGGAAAACUCUGGACCAAUUUUCCUUCCUUGCUUGCGGUCUUUCUUUAUAAAUGUUUCUAAAAAUGAAUAUAAUUUUCUUAAGACUGUAUGCUCUAAUGUU
Molecule: messenger RNA, 2508 nt
Organism: Nematolebias whitei (Rio pearlfish)
Lineage: Eukaryota; Metazoa; Chordata; Actinopteri; Cyprinodontiformes; Rivulidae
Gene: slc24a4b
Product: solute carrier family 24 member 4b
Exons: 17
Coding region: 484-2325 (613 amino acids)
Biological process (GO): calcium ion transmembrane transport; intracellular calcium ion homeostasis
Cellular component (GO): membrane
Molecular function (GO): calcium, potassium:sodium antiporter activity; calcium channel activity
Source: RefSeq, a predicted model, not a curated record